AUGACGAAUCAAGCAAUUGAUUUGACUGCUACUGUUUCUCAAAUCAUCCUUGCUUAUCGAGUAACCAUUGCUUCAGGAUUUUGCACUUGCUACGUGGGUGUUUACACCAUCUUCUUUAGAUCCGGUCUUCGCCUUCCUACUUUUGAUUUUCUAAAUUCCGUCCAGAGUCACUACAAGCUUCAUAUUGCUCAAAUCGCCCCUAAUGGAUUCAAGAAGAUCAUGUGUUUCGUGCUUCUAAACAAAUCCCUGGACAUCAUUCCAUCCUUAUCAGUGUUUCGCCACUUUUAUGUAACGAUGGUGACCAAGGUAUCAUUUUCUAUCCGCCAUAUCUCUAUUGAAAUCUAUGACGGCUUGCCCUUUUCUAUUAUGAAAUGGAAACCUGAGUUCUUUUUUAUGGACGCUUCUGUGUUUGGUCUUCCCGUUCAACUUGAAGACCCCCCUGCUCGUGAACAUGACUCUGCCCCCGAGCUUACCCAUCAAGAACGUUCUACCGUUGAUCGUCUUGUGGUGAAUUUCAUUAAGUGGUCCGACCUUGACGAUUCAAACCUUGAACUUACCGGAUUAGGCGAUGCCGCUUACGUCAACGAUAGACUCCCUGCCCCAUGCUCCAUGGCGAAACAAAAAACCGAAAGUCUUCAUGGCAAGCCUCCCACUAAGCCUCCAAAAGGUUCAUCCAAGCGAAAGAGGGGCGCGACGGUACUUGAUAGUGAAACCGUAUCUGGGGAUUUAUACAUUACCCUUGCCAGUAAUCCUUCGAGCGUAUCUUCCCCCAAACAUCCUCAUACAGUUCGUCCUUCUAAACUUGCCUCUCCUUCGAAUACCGAUGGUAAUGGUAAGGGCGUAAACCCAGGUGAUUCUAUAGACAAUAUUGACCGCUCAACUCCAGAGGCCACUAUCGAGUCAUCCGGGCAACAUGAAUGCCCCGUUCAUUCUGACUCGGAGUUAUCCACCGCAACCGAAGCCACCACAGAAUCCAUUCUGCUUAUCACUCCUAUUUCUGUUGUUGAACCCAUCCAACAGGUUCCUCUAACUACUUCGACUCCAACCACAAAUCUUGCUUUCUCCAUUGACUCUCUACUAACGGUCUUAGUGCCACCUACUUCCAAGAUCCUUCCUAUGAUGUCUCUGCUUAAGAAAGAUUUUAUUCCUGUGAAAAAUCAAUAUCCUCCUCCAACUUUGAUGUCUCUAGCUUCUUCUCUUCCUUCUUUCCUUCAUCCUUAUACAUCUACCAACUUUGCCAAUAAGCAUGUUCUUAGUAAGAUGACUGAUGAAUAA
Molecule: messenger RNA, 1275 nt
Organism: Lactuca virosa
Lineage: Eukaryota; Viridiplantae; Streptophyta; Magnoliopsida; Asterales; Asteraceae
Source: the annotation of a GenBank genome assembly